Molecule: messenger RNA, 1169 nt
Organism: Durusdinium trenchii
Lineage: Eukaryota; Dinophyceae; Suessiales; Symbiodiniaceae
Source: the annotation of a GenBank genome assembly
AUGGGUGGCCAGAGCAUAGGUGAUGCAACUUUUGUUCCUUCGAAUUCCAAUGCCAAUGAGCCCGAGUUGGACCAGCAUCUUCAAAAGUGCAAGGAAGAUUGUGCUGGAUGCCGCCUAGCUAAGAAUUACCGCAAAUGGAGACAGCGUUUAUCAGAGAUCCCAUGGUUGGCUUUCAAAAAGCGGUGCGAUGGCACUUUGGGAGUUGGCUGCUUGCUUUGUGCUUUUGCGGGGAGUCCAUCGCCAGCCGCCUGCUUUGAAAUGGAGAAGACUGAAGUGAGGUUGUCAAAGCUCAAACGCCAUGAGCAAACAGAUGCCCAUCGGAAAGCAUGGCAAAAUGCUUCUGCUUCUACAGGUCUCCCAGGUCCUCCAGCAGCGUUGGAUUCAACCAAAGACGCCCCACCUUGCGAAGUGUUCGAAGCAGCUUUGAAGAGACGUUUGGAUGGCCUGGCUUGCCAGGCCGGGCUACCAGACCAUGGAAUUGGCCCUGACAAACUUCGCCAGCUUACCUUCUGUUUAGCCGAGGCUAAGCGCAUGAUGCUCCGGGCAUGGAUUUUAGACAAUUCUGUCACGAUUGCUUUGCAGCAGGAUGAGAGACAUCAGCGUUUGCUUUUGAGAUUUACUGCUGCUUCAGGCCGUUUGGAGAGAAAGUCUGGUGUGAUAGGGUUAGCAAAGAACUUUGGGAGUGCGGCUGGCUCGAUCAGCCAGGCCACAGAAAAGGUCAUUCGAGCAUUUUGCACUCCUGGUAGUUGGGCGCCUGGCGUGGACUGCAGCAGUUUUCCUAUCAAUGAUGCUUUGCUGGAAGCCUUCCGCCAAAAAACGGAAGUGUUUGUCGCGGACAAUGCCGGUGAUGAGCAAAAAGCCGGGGAACUUCUCAGGCACAAACGUGGAGAAGAUGGGGCUUCAUUCUUGCCAUCUCUUCGACUGGGCCUUCGAGAUGCAGCACAUGCAUCUAGGAGAAUCAUCAAAAGACCCUUUGAAGCAGAUCCAACUCUUGCAGAGAUCAUGCAAUCAGUUUUCUUUGGCAAGCACAGCAUAGUGGCAGCUGUUGAGAACUCCAUUCUUUUGAAGAACCGCUUUGAGCAUCAUUGCAGCAAGUUUGCUAAAUUGCCCAGCAUUCGCUCCCUUUCUCUGGCCAAACAGAGAUUUGACUCAACGCAAAAGCCGAUUAG